UUAGUGAGAGACCAUUGAAAUCCCUGCACCCCUUCAAUUUCUUUGCCGGCGCUGCGGAAAAGGGUGACAUGAGCCUCCUCUUUAAAACUUGAGCACCUCAAAAUCAAUUUUCUUGCAAUGUCACUGGAAAAGUGACUUUUCGUAUUCUAUGCUGCAAUAUUUAAGUUUUGGAAAAAGAAAAAUAGAAGAAAGCCCCAAACCCUUUUGCGAUGUCUAGAAGAUCAAACGAAACGCCAUCAUUUUUCAAGGUUCUCAGCGACGUGGAUUACAUUAAGCUACUGCGUUUGCCGCCUAAUUUCUUGAGAAAAUAUGAGUUAACUCUGCCAGAAAAUGUGAAGCUGAGAGGGGAUGAUUCGGGAAGAAGAUGGAAUGUGAAAGUGGAGCGAAUGGAUAAUGGGUUGUUUUGCUUCACGAAUGGGUGGGAAAAGUUUGUGGAAGAUGCCGCUCUCAAGUUAGGAGAGUUUCUGGUAUUCUCAUUGCUUGGGAAAUCGGAGUUGAAUGUUGUCAUCUAUGAAACAAGCUGUUGUCAAAGGGAGAUUCCACUGCUUCAAUUCAAUGCUCAAGAUGUUGAGGAGAGUGGAAAAAGAGGAGGAAAAGCGCUCAAAAGAAAUUGUUUUAUCAAAGAGGGCAACUCACUCUACUUUGAAAAUGAUUUGAAGCCGUAUAACAAAAGAAGAAUGCAUCUUCCACGAAAAUUCUCAACGGCGGCAAAUCUGAAGGAGAAAAAGCAAGUAAGGGUGGAGUAUGUAGGCAAGCGCCAUGGUUUAUGUGUUGCGUUGUAUCAUCACCCGCGGAAGCCUAGGAUUGACCUAGGAAAGGGCUGGCAUGAGUUCUCGGAGGCGAAUGGCUUAGUGGUGGGGAAAAUCUACUCUUUUGAGUUCAAUCCCGACGAUCAAGUCAUCUAUGUCAACCAAGUAGCUUCUUAAUCACAUAAGCAUACUACUAAGUCUAUCAAAUGUUUUGAAUAUGGAUCUUCUUUUUUGUAUAUUGAUGGCUAGCUGAUCUCCGUUGUUGUGAUUUAUGGACUGAAACUAGAAAUUUUCAUUCUCAGAUAAUCGUACGUCUGUGUUUCACAACGUUAAAGUGUCCCUACAUAUAUAUACUAAAUAUUGUUUUCUAUGUUUUAAUGUACAUGUCGGAGUGAUUUGA
Messenger RNA from Salvia miltiorrhiza (redroot sage), 1149 nucleotides. RefSeq names its product B3 domain-containing protein REM10-like. The transcript is spliced from 5 exons. Gene Ontology annotation, molecular function: DNA binding. Bases 210 to 926 code for a protein of 238 amino acids. Lineage: Eukaryota; Viridiplantae; Streptophyta; Magnoliopsida; Lamiales; Lamiaceae. The record is from RefSeq and is a predicted model, not a curated record.